CUGGCCACAACCGAAUGUAUAGAUAACCUGUACGCUCUUCUAAAUGAGCCAGGACUGCAGGCUCGGCCAGAGGCGGUACAGGCUAGGAAACAAUUGGACGAGCUGAAGACAGCUGACCCAUCCAAAGAUGAAAAUGCAUACAAGUAUAUAUGCAAGGAGUUACAUGCCGAAUUUCAACACAAACUUGCUGACAUUGAAAUGAAACUACAAACGGCAGGUGCUGAUACAAAAAGUAUUAAAGCGUAUCUCUACACUGAAAGCCUACAAGUAUUUCAGGCACUAGAGCAUUUUUCUGACGAUGCAAUGCACGAUUUAUCAAAGACCAAAGACAACAUUCUUCUGUCGAUUAAAGAAGAUAGGAGACGGGUCAUGGAUCACAUAGCGUUUAUGGAAAGAAAGGCAAUAGAACAUAUUGAACAAUCUGUAACAAAGGGUAAAAGAACGCUUGAAGAUCAUACAGAGAUACUUGCUAAGCGGUUGCGUAAAGAAGAAAUCGAAAAUCUACAAAAAAAGAAACUUGAGUUAAAGUCACAGCUUAUGGAACACUAUCAUAAAACUGCAAGCCGGAUGCCUGUUCGGCUGGACAUUGACGAAACUAUUGAUAAUAUAUACGAAAACCCAAAACUUACCUUAAUUAAAAUCCAAAAUGGCCAGAAAACUGAGGAAGAUAUUCUUGAAGUUAGCCAACUGUUUUCGACAGGUGAUGGCCCAAUGGCUAAAACGAUCAUCGUCGAGGGUGAACCUGGGACAGGCAAGACCUCAUUGUGUAAAAAGAUCGUGUGUGACUGGUGUAAAAUAAAUGAGAAAGUUGAGCGGGAGCCUAUCACAUCAAGUUUAGGUAAGUUUGAAUUCGUAUUCUACAUCAUACUUCGCUUCGUUAAAUCUGAAAGUGAAGUUAAAGCAAUGAUAGUCGAACAUAUACUUAAGAAGAUUGAUUCAGCCUGUGGAAAUGCGCACUCACUGCUGGGAGAAAUUUUAAAAUCAAAGCACUGCCUUCUCCUGCUUGACGGUUUGGACGAAUGGCGUAGAGAAAUGCCUGAUGUUGAAACAAGUUGGAAAUACUGUACAGUACUAAUCACAACACGACCAUACAAAUUGGCUGAACUAAAGGUGAUUCCAACGCAGAUGGAUAAAUAUGUCAAAUUGGGUGGAGUUCAAAAUCCAGAAGAGCUUGUAUUGAAAGUCAUUCGGAAGUUAGAGGAGUACCACAAAACAAACAAACCACCCGAGUCCUGCAUCAAAGACUUAAAAGACAAACACCUGUGGCAUUUCAGUAAAAAUCCCGUCGUACUCGUUCAUAUUGUGUGGCUCUGGCAAAAGAGUAAGUUAAGACAAAACAUGUCUCGUGCUACUCUUUACCAGGAAAUUAUUGACGAAAGAUGGUACGAAAUGUGUGACAAAAAAGAACAGUAUAAAGAUCCACAAGAGUUAUAUGACGUACUGAGCGAGAUAGCAUUUUAUCAACUGUUUUCUGAAAAUGAAGACGAAUCACUCGUGUUUAACAUCAAGGGGGAGCAACUACAGAAAUUUAAGCAGUAUAAAGAUACAUCGCUAGAAUCCGGUAUCAUGUCUGCCAGCAAUGUGCCUGGAGAACGCUCUCCUCAGUAUCAAUUUCUUCACAAAACAUUCCAAGAAUACUUUGCAGCUGUUUUUCUGUCAAAAUGCGGUUCGACUAUGUCCACCUCCUGCAAGCUCGUGAAAGAAAGAUUCUCGAAACAUAGGAACGAAAGUGUCUUUGCCUUGGAACAGGUAUUCCUGUUUCUAUGCGGUUUAAAUCCAGAUGCAGGCGAAGAGUUUCCAGAUGCAGUCGAGGAGUUUCCAGAUGUAGCCGAGGAGUUUUCGAAAACAUUGAAUGAACUGUUUACUGAGGCUUGUAAAAAAGAGGGAUCAGCUGUUAAAGCCAGAAAAUUCCAGGAAAUGAUACUUAGCGGCUACGAUGCGGCAGAGAGAAGUGGGCACAUCGGUGCGAAGUUGUGCUUGCAGCAUAUCGUGCUUGAACAUAAGACUGAUAUGUCAAGGUUGAAAUGGUGCUUGGAUGAUAAAAGAAUUUCGAACCUGAAAUCACUACGUAUUGAUGGAAAAGGCGGCAUAGCUUCGGCCCUGCAGUGCAUGGAUGAUCCAUCUGUUUUAGAUUUAGAUGAUGGAUCACACUUUCCCCUAGACUACCUUGAACUGAAGAACGUUCGUAUGCUAGCAGAAAAGUUCAUGCGUCUCGUUCUUGUGGGGAUACAGUCUGGACAUCAUCUAGACUAUAGAUUUACUGAGUGUACAAUAGAAGGUGACAUAGGAGAUGCUCAACAGCCCGCCUCAUCUCGCUAUGUAACAAGAAUUUGCUUAGAGAAGAUGACAGUGUCAGCAGAAGCCUUCAGGCGUCUCAUUCGUGUGCUGAUAGAUUCUGGUCAAAAUGUCAUCUUUAAGUUAACUGAGUGUACAAUAGAUGGGAACAUAGGGCAGCAACUAGAGGAAGUUUCGAACGAGAAUGCACAAAAGGUGGUAACUCAAGAGCCCGCCUUUUUUGACACUCAACCAAUAAUUUCAUUAGAGAAGAUGACAGUGCCAGCAGAUGUCUUCACGCUGCUCGUUCCUGUGAUGUCUUGUGGACAUGGUUUGCUCUUUGCAUUAAUUGAGUGUACACUUGAGGGUGAAAUAAUAGAGGAGCAUGUUAGGGUGGGGAACCAGACUGUCCUGCAGGUGGAAACUCAACAGCCAGCCACAUCUCACAAUCCAUCAUGCAUUGUAUUACGGAAGAUGACAGUGUCAGCAGAUAUGUUCAGGCGUCUUGUAAUUGUGGUGUUACAGUCUGAAUAUAAAGUGGGCUUUCAAAUAUCUGGGUGUACAAUAGAGGGUGACAUAAGAGAGCUGCAUGAGAAGGUGGGGGACCAGGCUGCCCUACAGGUGGAAGCUCCACAGCCCGCCUCAUCUGGCUAUAUUACCUUAAACAAGAUGACAGUGUCAGCAGAUGUGUUCAGGCGUCUCGUUCUUGUGGUGUUACAGGCUGGACAUCAUGUGAUUUGUACUUUAACCGAGUGUAAAAUAGAGGGUGACACAAAACAUCUGCAUGAGAAUGAGGGGGACCAGACUGCCCUACAGGUGGAAGCUCCACAGCCCGCCUCAUCUGGCUACAUAACAACCAUUGAAUUAAAGACGGUGAUUGUGCCAGCUGAAGUGUUGAGGGGUCUCGUUAGUGUGGUAAUACAGCAUGAACAUCGUGUUUGCUGUGAGUUAAAGAACUGUACAAUAGAGCCUGUCGAAGAAGUGAGAAAGCUUCAGGUGGAAAUGGAGGACCAGCCCGCCAUUGAUGUGGAAGGGUUCAGCAUGUGUGGACAAGUCUGGUGCAUUCAGUUUAUCAACAACAGGUAAUCAGUCUACGCUGUAAGGUAUAUACCAUAUUCAGCUCAUAUAUGGGAUCUCGCAAUGUUCAGCUCAAAAGGCAUCAGCGAACAACAGACGUGUGUGUUCGUGGUUUUUAAUGUAUAAGUUCCAUCUGAGGUUGAGUUCAAAACCUUAUGAACAAACGUUGUUUUCCAACAGUUCAGCAAAUGCAAACAAAGACAAAGUUUGCUUCAAGGAAUCCGGGAGUUACAACCAUACUUGUUGUCAGUAAAAUGUAAGACGAACUUUGAACAUUUUAGGAUUGAAUAUUAUGUAGUUUUAUUUUGACGUUCCAUCUUGUUGGCUGGUAUUGCUACUUCUACACUAAACUUUGGAUUAUCGUGGCUGUAACAAAGUGUACCUUUUUGUGAAUGACUCGUGUUGUUCUUUCGCAAUGGUCGUGGAUUAUUGUGGAAUCAAGGUUCAGUAACAACAGGUCGAAAGUGUUUCUUUAGUUUCUGAACGUUUCGAAAUUUAACUAUCAAAUUGUUGAAAAUGGCGCGCAUAUCGCUAUAUAAAAAUAUUUUUGAGAUAUAUUUUAUCUAUUUAUAGUUAAUUAAAAUACGUACAUUAAAUCGUUUGUUUUGGGAUCUUAGUGUGUGAAU
Molecule: messenger RNA, 3977 nt
Organism: Mya arenaria
Lineage: Eukaryota; Metazoa; Mollusca; Bivalvia; Myida; Myidae
Exons: 5
Coding region: 199-3360 (1053 amino acids)
Source: RefSeq, a predicted model, not a curated record